UCAUCUCUUGAAGCAAAUUGAAUACAAAAAGAAAUCAAAACAAGAGAAAGAGCAAUCAGAAUGUGUAAAGCCUUUAUACAUGUUCAUCAGUGGUGUAGGUGGUACCGGUAAAUCUUUUCUUAUUGAGGCAAUUAAAGCAUUAGUAAAAAGCUAUUGGUCAACACUGACCAAACGGACUUGUGCAGUAGCUGCUCCAACAGAAUUAGCAGCUUACAAUAUGGGAGAUGUAACAGCACAUAGACUGUUUCAACUGCCAAUAGAACAUGAAGGACAAUGUAUCUCAUACGGGUCACUCCCCAAAACUAGUCAUAAAGUAAUGAAAACUGAGCUUCAAGGUUUGAAAAUGGUAAUCAUUGAUGAAGUGUCCAUGGUUUCUAGCCUCAAUUUGACUUAUAUACACAUGAGAAUGAAUGAUCGAUUUGAAUCGGACGAAUGGUUUGGUGGUAAGAGUGUCCUUUUUGUUGGUGACAUUCUUCAAUUGCCACCAGUUCAUGGUGAACCAGUGUUUGAACAAGUAACAGCAAAAACAUUGAAAUACAGGCUUGGUAGUAUGGGUGCAGUAAACAUAUGGCGUGAUGCUGUCACUUACGACGAAUUGACUAUAAACGAAAGACAAAAAACUGACCAGAAAUUUUCAGAAAUAUUGGACAAAGUGAGACGUGGCUUUCCAGACGAUCAGACUCUUGCUACACUUUCCAAAAGAGUAUUUUCAAUGUCCAUUUCAAAAAAAUUAAAAAUAUUACAAGAGGCUGGUAAUGCUCCUGUUUGCCAGUUUCCUAAAGUAGAUAUGUGCAGAGAAUUUAAUGAGGAAAUGCUAGAUGAUCUACCAAGUCCAACUAAGGACAUAGAAGCCACAACUUUAAUUGAUGCAACUGUUACUAUACAUAGAAAGUGUGGCCAUUUAGAACAAAAAGUCGAGAAAAAGUUGGAAAAAUUAAACAAGGAUAUUAACAAUACUGGAAGCCAAUUUAAAAUUGGCAGUGGGGGCUAA
This is a messenger RNA of Amphimedon queenslandica, 991 nucleotides long. Its product is annotated as ATP-dependent DNA helicase pif1-like. Bases 80 to 991 code for a protein of 303 amino acids. Gene Ontology annotation, biological process: telomere maintenance; DNA repair. The record is from RefSeq and is a predicted model, not a curated record. The transcript has a single exon. Gene Ontology annotation, molecular function: DNA helicase activity. Lineage: Eukaryota; Metazoa; Porifera; Demospongiae; Haplosclerida; Niphatidae.